UUCGUUUGGUAGUACUUUGAGGUUAUUGCAUAAUAAAAAUGUAAGUGUAAUAAAAGCAGCAAGAAAUGAAAUUCGCCGGAAUUUUUAUUUCGCUUUCUACAAUUGUGGCCUUACUUUAUUUUUUCGGCGUGCUGUUUUUCUUAUCCGACCAUGAGCCGCACGAUAACUGUCAAAUGACUUAUAUGUUCGAAUAUCCUCAGUACAUUAGAAUUUCACAAAGUAUUGAUCGAAAAUAUCCCAAUUAUGGCCUUUUUGUUUAUGGCGAAGGUAGAACUACUGCAAAAGCUAGGAAUAUGGAUUUCAAUGGGAUUCCCAUAUUAUUUGUUCCUGGUAACUCGGGCUCUUACCAGCAAGUGAGGUCACUUGCAUCAGUAGCUUUAAGAAAAGCAUUAAACUCUAGAACAAAUUAUCAUUUUGACUAUUUUACUGUGAAUUUUAAUUCAGAGUACAGUGCUGUCUAUGGUCCUCUGUUAAAUUGCCAAUUAGAAUAUGUAAAUCAUUCUAUAUAUAGAGUGUUAGAGUUGUAUGGCAAAAAUGCAAAUGGGGCUAAACAGGUCAUUCUGAUUGGCCACUCCAUAGGCGGUGUAAUAGCAGAAAAAGUUCUCUCACUUUUGCCCAUUGGUUCAAAUGUGGUUCCUAUGGUCAUAACAUUAGCAGCACCUUUUCAAAGACCUUUAAUUAUUUUUGAUAAAUAUUUGGAAGACUUUUAUUGGAUGUAUCAAAAUAGUCACGAUAAUACAAAUAUUUUUAGCAUUGCUGGUGGGUUCAGCGAUUUUUUAAUUCCAAGUUAUUUGACAGAAUUGAAUGACAAUCAUUCAAUACAUUUAGUGACUACUAAUAUUCCCCGCUCAUGGAUAGAGGCUGGUCAUGUCCAAAUCGUUUGGUGUAAACAAACAGUCUUGGCUUUAAACAGAGCACUUUUUGAUAUUGUGGAUUUUAAAACUAAAAAAAUUAUCAGUAACAAAACAAGCAUAGAAAACAUUUUUAAACAUCAUUUAAUUAGUAAUAGCGGUACAAAAGUUCAUCUCAGGUCAGAACUUACAAAGCAAACAAACCUUGAAUCUAAUGGGGAAUGGAUAGAGAAUCUGAAUAAACAGUUUUCAGUACAAUGGAAGAAAGGUGUAAGGCAACCUCACUGGCAUAUGAUAGGGCUGACCAGUCAGCCUAACUAUGAAAUGUUGACAGUGUUAGCUGUAAACAUGGAGACUCAAAAUUGGAUAUAUGCUUGUAAUGCCGCUUAUACAAAAGGCGCAAGCCGCGUAUGUUUAAAUGGGCUGCAUCUGUCUCAUUUUUCCGAAAUUAUACCUUCUGCUAAAUAUAAACGUCGGUUAAUCACACUCAACAUGCACAAACUGCGUAAAAGUAAUUUUGAACUCACACAUGUUGUGUUUGCUGCUAUGCCUACUUCAGAGCCACUUUCCUUCCAUGUAGAUAACUAUGGAUCUUUCGAACGAAAGUGCAUCGUAUCAUUACCACUGUUACCAUUUAAAAAACACAUAAUUGUGCUUGAAACACCUCCGCGUGCAGUUAUUUAUAAUAUCCAUCUUACAAAUUUAAAAAAUAUGCUACAAUCGUAUCAGAUCUUUGUGGAACCAAAUAAUUGUUCAACAGUAGAACACCAUGCUACUAUUAUAUUAAUUGUUCCUUGGAGUAAUCAAAAUGUGCAUCAACACUUUAUGAAAAAAGUGAACAAUCCAUUUCAUUUGCGACUACAAGGAGUCAAACCAAAAAAUUCUCAGCCAGCUCACCUUAAAUUAAUUUUAGAGCCAACAUGUACUUAUAAAAUCAGCGCCAAAGUCCACGUGAUUGGCAUGUUUGGUCAAAUGGCUAGACUUUAUUCUCCUCUGCUACUAUCAAACAUUGCCAUUGUAGUUUUGUUGGGCUUUCAAGAACUGUUGCUUCAAAUAAGUAGUUGUAAAAAGGGCACUAUAUUUUUUCCACCACUUAUAGGGAGUGUUAAGCAUGGAAGCAUUAUACUACUGUCUAUGGCCAUAAACAAAUUGUUAAGUUUUCCAUUUGUUCUUUCUUACGUGCCAGUUCCAGACACUUUACUUUUUCCUAAUGGAGGUGAUGAUCUGACAGAUUUUCUUUUAAUGCCAAUCCUAAUGUACAUGGUAAGCAGCAUUAUUGUUGCAAUCUUGGUCAGUGGAUAUUACUUAUCACUAUUUGCUUUGGAGUCCACUAUACACAAAUUGGUGACAAGAGUUUUCGCCAGGACCGUUACAUUCACAAUAAAAUUUUCAGAUUAUUUGGUAAAAUUUUUGCAGAGGGUACCUUUUGUAGUAAUUGGGUUCCUUAUUUUUCUAUGUAUGUCGACUUGCGGGGGCUUGGGUUUAUGUGUUGGAAUGGUUUUUUAUUUUCUUAAACUGACGGAAAUGUCACAGGAUUAUGUUGAAGAUGUAAUAUGGAUUGUAGUUAAGCGAAUAGUGAAAAGAUGCAAAUAUGCAUUAAGUCAUAAAGAGAACAAUGCUCUUUCUAAAAGCAAAAAUGAACAAACACAGAAUAAUGGUAAACAUUUCUUAAUGGAAUCAAAAAAUUCUGUGGCAGACUCCAAAAAAGGUGAAACGGAAGGAAGAAAUAAUCUUAAUAACCAGAAUAUGAACAAAGAUGUAACAAAUGAACAAUCUUAUAGUCCAAUAUUCUUCCAUACUGCAUUAUUUUUUAUCUGGGCACUGGUUACAAUUUUGAAUAUACCUUCAGUAUUGACAUGGGCUCAUAAUUUCAUGUAUAGUAAAAUACUAAUACCUGAUGUGUCAUUUUUGCCAGGAUUGGUGUUGAGCAUAUGCGCUUUGCCUUUGUGGCAUCUGGAACUUCCUAGAACUAACAGGAAAUAUGCAUUUGAACUGCAUAUAGUUAUCAUUGGGCUGAUUGUGUUUUGCCAUGCUUAUGGAACAAUUUCAGUAUUUAGACUAAAUUAUGUAUUAACAUUAAUAUUUGCCCUUGUUAUCAUCCAACAAGUAUUUGCCCCUAUUCAGGUAACCAGUGUUGAAUCUGAUGCUGAAGAUGAUCAACAGCAAAAGAAAUAUGAAGAAACGAAAAUGAAGUUGGAUUAAUCUACAUUGUCUCUAAUGAAGCCUGUGUUAAGUUAAAAACAAAAAUCUGCUAGCUGAAUAGCAAUAGCAGCAAAUAAGCAGUAUUGUGAAAAGUGAUAGUUCAGACCUUAUGAAGCAAAAAAUAAAAUGUACUUUUUUAACAUCCUCAAGGUGGCCAUCAACACUUUUCACAUUUCAAAUUCCAGUGGCGCACCAGGAUCCUUAUGUGCUGUACAUUUCAUGACCCAAGAAGAGUUAUUGUAUCAAUUGUUUAAAAGGAUAUGUUUUAAAGAGCCUUAUUAUUUAUUGAAUAAA
Molecule: messenger RNA, 3347 nt
Organism: Cylas formicarius (sweet potato weevil)
Lineage: Eukaryota; Metazoa; Arthropoda; Insecta; Coleoptera; Brentidae
Product: GPI inositol-deacylase
Exons: 15
Coding region: 66-3053 (995 amino acids)
Biological process (GO): GPI anchor metabolic process; endoplasmic reticulum to Golgi vesicle-mediated transport
Cellular component (GO): endoplasmic reticulum
Molecular function (GO): phosphatidylinositol deacylase activity
Source: RefSeq, a predicted model, not a curated record